Lasiosphaeria miniovina is the source of this 1423-nucleotide messenger RNA. RefSeq lists its product as uncharacterized. The transcript has 4 exons. The record is from RefSeq and is a predicted model, not a curated record. Lineage: Eukaryota; Fungi; Ascomycota; Sordariomycetes; Sordariales; Lasiosphaeriaceae. Bases 212 to 1423 code for a protein of 403 amino acids.
CCCAAUCCUUGGCUUGAUCAAGCCCAGAAGGAACAACAGGAGGAGCUGGAGAUGGAAGAAACGGAUCGUGGACCUAUACGCUUCUCCCAUCUUACGUCCGCUAAUGAAAUCCAGCUAGAAAGACAGCGCAUCGCAGCUCGGAAAGCUGGAGAGGAAAGGGUGCAGGGAAAAUGAAAGGGGAAAGAGCGGGACAACGCCCCGUCCCAGGAAAAUGUAUCGACAGGCGUCUCAGCAGGCGCCAGAAGAUGGGCCGCCAGGGGAUGGGCCUCCAGGGGAUGAGCCGUCAGAUGAUGAGCCUCCAGAGGAUGAGCAGCAACCGGGGCCCAGACGACCAGGAGUUGCUGCCCACGCUGCUCCUCCUCCUCCACCUCCUCCACGACCGAGGAAGCAAACUCCGGCUAAGAAGGCCGCGACAAAAGCCGGCAAUACACAGGCCGGUAAUCCUCCACCGGGGCCCGCCGAAGUCGAGGAUAAUGCAGAAGAAGCAAAUAUGACAGCACGAGGGAAGGGGCAAGCUAAGGCCAAGGCAACCAGAGCAGCCAAGAAGGCAACAAGAGAUAACAGGAUCGCAAAGGGCAAGGCAACCAGAGCAGCUAACAAGGCGGCAGCGGCCAACAAGGCGGCAGAAAAAGUAGCAGCAGAAGAAGAAGAAGAAGCGGCAGACAACGGAGCGGCGCACAACGGAGCACCGGCCGAGGAGCCGGCGGCCGAGCAAGCCGCAGCUAAGGAGCCGGCGGCGGCGGCGGUGGCACCACGUCGAGCAACACGUCGACGAGAACCACCAGCACGGGCAGCGGCAGGCAACUUGAAUAGAGCAACCAUGAUCGGAAAAAAGCGCGAUCGGGAGGAAAGCGAUGACGAGGUCUCGUCGCCAGAGGUCGGCAGACGGUCGCCGAAACGGCGGAGGAGAAAUGGCCGAGCCCAGCAGCCUGACGCUCUGGACGACAUUUUCUUGCACGGGUCCGGGAGCGGCAGCCGCGGGGGCUUGCGUCAAGCCGGCCAAGACGACGACGGCGUGCGACGUCACAGGGCCGCGAAGGAGGAUCAUUUUGCUGUGGCUCUGGCCAAGUCCCGGCGGCAGGUGCGCCGCUCGGCUAGGCGUGCCGCCGCCGCUGCCGGCUACGAGAGGCAGCAGCCUGGGGGCCGUCUGCCGAUCAUGCAGGAGGAAGACAGCUCUAUGUUCGACAUCGAUGGGGGCGCACUGGAAGAAGAGGCACUCACGUUGCUAAAAGAAGAGGUGUUGACGUCGGAAGAAGCAGUUGGGCAGGGGGGCGGUUUUAUGUUGGACAUCGAUGGGGAAGCAAUGGACGAAGACGCAUUCAUAGUGGAACCAGAGGCAUUGACACGGGAAGAAGUAGUUGUUGGAGAUGGCUACGAGGGAAUUGUGGAUCGAGCGGAUGGAAUCUCUGCGGCUUCGAGCUAA